Sturnus vulgaris (Common starling) is the source of this 694-nucleotide messenger RNA. The record is from RefSeq and is a predicted model, not a curated record. NCBI's taxonomy places the organism in Eukaryota, Metazoa, Chordata, Aves, Passeriformes, Sturnidae.
CGCGCCAUGGUGGAUUACAGCGUGUGGGACCACAUCGAGGUCUCGGACGACGAAGACGAGACUCACCCCAACAUCGACACCGCCAGUCUCUUCCGAUGGCGGCACCAGGUGCGCCUGGGCCGGCCCGCACUAUCCUCCCCCCCCCCCUCACCGCCGCCACAGAAACACGCCCUGAUGGAGCAGGUCGCCCACCAGACCAUCGUCAUGCAGUUCAUCCUGGAGCUGGCCAAGAGCCUCAAGGUGGAUCCCAGGGCCUGCUUCCGGCAGUUUUUCACCAAAAUCAAGACGGCCGAUCAGCAGUACCUGGAGGGUUUCACGGAGGAGCUGGAGGCGUUCAAGGAGCGCGUUCGGGGCCGGGCGCGGGCGCGGCUCGAGAAGGCGCUGCGGGACUACGAGGAGGAGGAGCGGCAGAAACGCCUCGGGCCCGGCGGCCUCGACCCCGUGGACGUCUACGAGUCCCUGCCCGCCGAGCUGCAGAAAUGUUUCGAUGUCAAGGACGUUCAGAUGCUGCAGGACACCAUCAGCAAAAUGGACCCGACCGAGGCCAAGUACCACAUGCAGCGCUGCAUCGACUCGGGGCUCUGGGUGCCCAACGCCAGAGGGGGGGAGGGCGCCGAGAAAGGAGCAGGAGAAGCCAAAAAUGAGGAAACCAAAACAGAAAACAGCCCCGAGGACAAAGCAAAACCCUGAGACG